CAAUGGUUGUUUGAUGUUAUGGGGUAAAAGCGUGAUCUCUAUCCCGAGGGUGGGGGAUAGGCGAGUAGCACUUUUAAUAUGAAUAUUAGGCGAGAUAAGAUAGGUCUGGAAAAGUAUCUGGAUAAUUUUGAGUCUACUACACACACACACACACACACACACACACACACACAUAUAUAUAUAUAUAUAUGGUGCCUUCUACGAUACACCGGGUGAAAUCCGGGGUACCGCAUACCUUGAGUAUAAAAACGCUAUCUAGACCUCGAAUUAGAAGUAUUUUUGGGCAUGAUACUAUACUCCAACGCUUAAUGAGUGAACCCUAGGUCCUAAUUAUCUAAAUCAUAAAAUAUAAACCCUAAGAUGGUGCAUUAAUUUUUGGCCUAUAUUUGGACGAAUCAUAACCGUCGAUUAUUUUUUCUAAUUAAAUUGAUCUUGGGGUAUAAGAUUUAGAGAAUUAAGACCUAGAUGUUGAUCUUUAAGGGUUAGAGUAUAGUAUCAUGUCCGAAAGAUCAGUCAAUUCAAGUUCUGGAUAGCGUUUUCUUACCCAAGGUAUGCGGUAUCCCGGAUUUCACCCUGGGUACCGUAGAACUCCCCAUAUAUAUAUAUAUAUAUACAUACGAAUGCGAACUAUAUAUAAUAUCAAAAUAAAAUUAAAUGGAGAUAUGGGGUAAGAUAAAUGACGGGAGUGGGAUGUACUAAAAGGAGGUAGCAUCUGAGGUACCUUAAUUUGACAAUUAUACAAGAUUAAGUGGCGGAAGGAAGAGUUAAUUGGAGUGAAGUGAUUAUCUAAUAGUGCUUAUCUACAAAUAUAUAAUAGUGGACUUAGAAGCAGUUAUUCAGGAUUUUAAAUUUCCAGGCCAGAGAGCAAUUAUCAGAGACCCAAUUAUGUAAUUAUACAACCCAAUCAAAAAAAUAAAAAAAUAAUGAACAAUUGUUCAUCUUCCAAAUCACAAAACACAAAACUAAUCGACGCUAACCUCCACUCGACCUAGCGACGACCUGCUCGCCGGCUUGCAUCCCCAGUCACUCACACCGGCGGUGCAGCUCCUUCUUGGCGUUCUCCCGUCACUCUCCGGAUCUGUUCUCUAGUGGCCAGCGCCGACAACCAACCUCCACUCGACCUAGCGACGACCUGCUCGCCGGCUUGCAUCCCCAGUCACUCACACCGGCGGUGCAGCUCCUCCUUGGCGUUCUCCCGUCACUCUCCGGAUCCGUUCUCUAGCAGCUAGCGCCGACAACCAAUUGGAACUAGGGGACGAACCUGCUCGCCAGCAUAUCAUCACCAGUCACUGACACCGGCUGCGGCGAAACGCAUCCUUAACGUUUUGCACGUCCCUCUCCGGAAUGUUCUACCUAGCGACAAGUGCUGCCAACCAAUUGGAAAUAGAGGACUAACCUUCUCGCCGGAUUGCAUCCCCAGUCACUCACACCGGCAGUGCUCCUCCUCCUUUGCUUUCUCCCCGUCACUCUCCGAUUCUGUGCACUGCAACUCUCCUGAUUGAAAAUCCCCCUCCUACCCACCUUCUCUCUACAUCUGGUUCAAUAUAUAGACUAUGCUUGACGUAGCUUCCAGCAUCGGGGAGUCAUCUUCUUCGCAUAUUGAAGAUUACUUGGAUCGAAGCAAUGUACCGUGUAAGAUUUCUCCUUCUACGUAACUAGCCGAGUUCGAUUACAAAGUAAAAGGCCUUGCAUUAUUGUUAAUUUUACAUCUUCCACGACUACCUACAGGACAACAAUCUUUGAUUCCUUUCAAUUUAUGGGAAACUUUAUAUGUUUCAAACAUGUUGCAAUAGUUAGGGGAACAGAGGAACCCAAGUGAUAAACCAAGCAGUGAUUAUAGAUAUGAAAAAAGAGUUAUAAACUGAACACAGGAGUAGAUAGAGCAUGUACUUCUGGCUGGGUGAGGCGACAGUGAUGAGAUGCCAACAGGCAUAUGACCAUGCCAAGAAACACAUUUGUGGGGUUUUGAGAAAGCAAGUGUACAUGCAUAAGUUGCUAGAACAAAUCCCUCUACUGCAGCGUUUCCCAAACCUUGAUCCGUAUAUGUGAAAUCCACCAGCUAAUUGUGCUACUUAUCUCUUGCAGGGAAGGGUCGUGCCAUUUUCUUACCACCUGAAACUGCUCCCCCCGCCCCAAAGGACCCCAGGGUAUUUGAAGCAGGUAAGUUCGUAUUCUUUAUAGUGAUCGUAUUAUUAUUCUUACCUUAUUGUAACAUCAUUGGAAGAGUGGUUCUUAUUCGCGUGCAGAGUUAGAGGCAAUGCAGGCUGAGCUGGAAAAACUCACCUCCAACUUUGUUAGGGUUGCGCGACAGCGACGACGUGUUAUACUUACAACUAAGCGAUCCCGUACUGCCACACAUAUGGGAGACACAUGUAAGUGAAUAUAUUUGUUUCAUAGUCGUUUUUCACCGCUACCUAUAAUUAAUUCAUAUAAUUUGUCACUCCUAAUAGAAUAAUUAUUUAUACUAAAUAAAUAUCAAUUACAAAUUUCAGUUACAUCUCUACAAACCCAGUUCACAAAGGUUAAUGCUGCACGCAAUAGAAUGUCGAGGCGCAUUCAUCUCUACAAGAAACGACAGGGGCAAAAUUACUUCAGGGACCAAUCUGGUAUGCAUAUUACUCUUUUUACUUUAUAUAUUGGACAAGCAUAGUCUAUCCAGCAUGGCUAAACAUCUUACUGUGCAUUCAUUAUGGCAUUCGGGUCCGAAGUUAUUGUUGAAAAUUCGAUUCAAAUGUCAAAAUCAGUUUUCCAACCAAUUCCCCUUUAUCAUUUUCUGCAUUUUUUGGUCAGCCUAAUAACAUAACUACAAUCUUUGUCAAGCACGUGAGGUAAAAUAAAUAUAAUGAUUAGUUAAUUGUUCUUCAUGUAGGAUAUCCAUCUGUUGAGGUCUUUACAGUGGGUGCACCAUCAUGUGUGUGUUCUUUUUGUGGGGCUAGCAUGUGGUAUUUGGAGAGUGUAAGCUCUACACGAUCUGUGGCACAUUUGUUGUUUUCAUUGUGCUGCAAACAAGGAAAGGUUAGACUGCCACGUCGCAGGGACCCCCCGGAAUUUCUGAAAACUUUGCUUGAAGGGAGUACUGCAAUCGCCCGACAUUUUCGUCAAUUUAUUCGCGGAUAUAAUGGAAUUUUCUGCUUCACCUCGCUUGGUGGCAAGGUGGAUCAUUCUAUAAACAAUGGAGUUGGUGUCUAUGUUUACUCUAUUGGUGGACAAAUAUAUCAUCGCAUUGGCAGUUUACUUCCUCCUGAAGGUACAUCCCCCAAGUUCGCACAACUCUAUAUCUAUGACACAAUGAACGAGACAAGAAACCGAUUGGAUUUCUAUAAUCAAGAUAGAGAGGCGAAUCCUUUACGUCAGUCUGUUGUCGAUGGAUUGCAGGCGAUGUUAGAUGAGAAUAAUAUUUUGGUUCAAACGUUCUGCACUGCAAGAGAUAGAUUAAACGAAGGGGCAAUCCAACAAGCUCAUAUAAGAUUGCUUGCACGCCGAGCAGGUGUCGGACGAGAGUACGAGUUACCAACAUCAGAUGAAAUUGCUGCCUUAAUUGUCGAAGAAGCCGGAGAAGAAAUGUUUGGGCAUGAUAUUAUUGUUCAACAUCGUACGUUGGAAAUGGAGCAAAUUUCAAUGUACCAUCCGAGCUUGAUGCCUUUGCAGUACCCUAUUUUGUUCCCAUAUGGGGAGGAUGGGUGGCAUCCAGAGUUAUUCUACUAUGAUGGUCAAUUUAUGGAAGGAGAUGAUGACAAUGGUAUAGGCCAACGAAAUAUGAGCCAAUGUGAUUAUUAUAGCUAUGUACUUCAGACGCGAUUGGAGCAGUCAAAUUCAUUUAUGUUAGCUGGAAAACUGUUGCAGCAGUAUAUGGUAAAUGCUUACGCGUUGGUUGAAGCAGAACGACUCGCUUGGAUUCGCAAUAAUCAGGCAACAUUACGUGCUCAUUAUUUUCAAGGAUUGUUGGAUUCAUUUAUGAGAGGCGACACAGACUUGGAAUUGUCUGGAAAACAUGUUAUUUUAGCUGCAUCGCAUACAGGUAGCCCGCGCUACAAGUAUGAGAAUUUUCAAGAUGCAAUGGCAAUCUGUCGUUCCCUAGGCUAUCCAGAUUUGUUUAUAACAUUUACAUGCAACGCCAAUUGGCCUGAAAUUCAAUUAAUGAGUGAUCUGUUGGCCCUGCGGGGCAUAAAAGAUCCAAAUCGUGCUGAUGCUAUUGCUCGGGUGUACAAGAUGAAGUUAAAUCAGUUGAUGUAUGAAAUCAAGGAUCGGCAUAUUUUUGGGAAGACAUGUGCACGUAGGUUUUAUCUCUUUCUCCAUGCAAUUCAUCAUUGAAAUAAUUAGAGUAUGGUUUAUGGUGUUUUAAUUUAUUGUUCUUUGUUUGAUGUCUUUUUUUUAUUUGUGUUUUCUCUAAUAUGGUUAAUUUAUUGCUGAUUUGUUGUUCAAGAACUUGAUAGGAGCUUUUAGGCUCUUCGCAUAACCUUUGGGUGUCUGUUUAUCACCUCCAUAAGGUCCCAACGGGAAAUUAGGGGGAAACUGUAGAACAAAAGGUCUCUUCUAUGCUAUCUAGCGUGUUUCACAGUCAAAGUACAGUUGGGAAUACAUGUUUACAAAAGGGCCCCAUCAUCGUUCCUUAAAUAAUUGUAUGAUACUAAUAGUUUUUUUUUAACAGUUAUGAUACUUCAUGUUUAUGCCUCUUUGCUAAUGGUGUUUACCUUUUUCAUCAACAGAUGUGAGGGCUCUGGAAUUCCAUAAACGAGGCCUCCCCCAUUCCCAUAUUCUGGUUUUCUUAGCAGCUGAAGACAAAUUGUGUGGAACCACAGACAUUGAUUCAAUCAUCUCAGCUGAAAUUCAUGAUCCUGCUAUUGAUCCAGAAGGAUAUGAGGUUGUCUGUAAUUUUAUGUUACAUGGACCUUGUGGAGCUGCUGGACCCAAGUCGCCUUGCAUGAAAAAUGGAGAAUGCUCUAAGCACUUUCCUAAACAAUAAUGCAGUCAGACAACUAUAGAUGAGAAUGGGUUUGCAAAAUAUCGGCGACGUAAUAAUAACAGAUUUGUAAACGUCAAAGGUGUGGCUUUGGAUAAUCGAUUCGUGGUUCCGUACAAUCGAUAUCUACUAUUGCGGUUCCAAGCUCACAUAAAUGUGGAAUUUUGCAAUAAGUCAAGGUAUUUUUUCGUCCUUUUUAAUUACUGUUAGUUUCAAUCUUCACUACACAGGUUUUUUUGUUGGGACAACCCAUAAGAAAAUGUUAGUUUUGUUUUAUUUCUAUUUGAAAUAUACUUAGUGUAGGAUUAGAACUGAACGUAUUAGAGUACCAAUAAAAAACCAAUAAUAGCCACGUUAUUACAUUGACAAGGUGAUGCUUAAAUGAAAGGAAAGUUCUUAUUUGAACAUGUUGUGUGGUUUUGACAGUGAUUAUUUAUUCAGCAGUAUCCUUUUUCCAAUCAGUGUGAUUAGCAUUUGUGAUUAACCAAGUAAUGUACAUUUCUCAGGGCCAUUAAAUACCUGUUCAAGUAUAUUAACAAACCUGAGGAUCGAGCAAUGGCGACGGUACAUGCAAAUCAAGCGACAUGUGAUCA
Molecule: messenger RNA, 5553 nt
Organism: Linum trigynum
Lineage: Eukaryota; Viridiplantae; Streptophyta; Magnoliopsida; Malpighiales; Linaceae
Source: the annotation of a GenBank genome assembly